Trichogramma pretiosum is the source of this 2700-nucleotide messenger RNA. It is a transcript of the gene Lhfpl, whose product is annotated as LHFPL tetraspan subfamily member 3 protein. Lineage: Eukaryota; Metazoa; Arthropoda; Insecta; Hymenoptera; Trichogrammatidae. The transcript has 6 exons. Gene Ontology annotation, biological process: sensory perception of sound. Gene Ontology annotation, cellular component: plasma membrane. The coding region runs from base 629 to 1768 and encodes 379 amino acids. The record is from RefSeq and is a predicted model, not a curated record.
GCAGUCAUCGUGGCAGCUCCGCAGCACAGCACUGACACCGCCGCACACGUAUAUAGGUAGCGUCGUCGUGAAAAUCUGCGAUGCUGUGUUGAGUUUUCCGCGAUCGGCACCGAUGCGAAAAUAACCCGCUGCCUCGGUCCCGCGGCAGAGCAGAGCAGAGCAGCACAGAGUGGGUAGCCAGCCGCAGAGAGUAGAGGAAAAUUUUCGUCGCUCUCGGGCUGUCGCGCGCGCGUCUCUCUCUCUCUCUCUGUCGGUCAGCAGCAUUUGUGUAUAUUUAUCGCGGCGUCAGUCGAUUGGCGAACGCUGCCGAGUGCGCGAUCCGUCGUACAAGCAGACUUCAGCUCGAGGCUCGCCAAGAGUUGGAAAAUAUGACCACCGGUUGAUCCUACUGCUCCAAAGUGCCCGAAUCGAGACGAGUGCAAGUGUGUAGACUCGUGCCUUGUGCGUCGAGUUCAAAAGCAGCAGCAGCGAGCACAACGAUAAACAUCCCGAUCGACAUAGUUAUGAAGUGAAACUUUGCAGCGUCCCAAAGAUCCAACGCACGCAUUACUCACCCAACUCGGCGUGUCGUACAGGCGGAACCGAAGCCCGUAAUAAAAUAAGAAGAAGACAGGCUCCUGGAACAAUCAUGGGCUCGAAAGUCGAGUACGUCGAGUCGUCGCACAUGUACGCGACGAAUUACAUACGAAAUUCCAAGGCCAUAGCCGUGCUCUGGGGCAUCUUCACCAUCUGCUACGCGAUAAUCGGCGUCGUAGCCUUCAUCACGCCCGAAUGGCUCGGCGAUCUCGAGCACGAGAAUCCCGGCAGAUUCGGCCUCUGGAUGAGAUGCAGCUUCGCCGGCACAGGCGAGCUGGUCGAGGAGUGCGUGGGACGCCUCGACGAGCUGUCGUCGAUCUCGAGCGUACCCUUCAGGGCCAGCACGAUCCUCGUGGCGAUAGCCGUGCUCUUUGCCCUGCUCUCCAUCUGCGCCAUGCUGCUCUUCUUCUUCUGCCAGACACCGACGGUUUUCCUCGUCUGCGGAUGGCUCCAGGUUGUUUCCGCCAUCUGCAUGGGCGUAGGAGUUGGCGUCUAUCCACUCGGGUGGGAUUCACCGGCCGUUCGGGCUAUAUGUGGUGCGGCCGCUGCGAGAUAUAAUCCAGGCGGCUGCGCCAUCAGAUGGGCGAUACCACUGGCGGGUAUAGCGGCCCUCGACGCGGCGACCCUCGCCGCGCUGGCCUUCAUCCUGGCCACGAGGCACGUCAAGCUCCAGGCCGAGCCCAGCUUCAACAACGGAUCGCUUUACAAAGGUGAGCAGUCGUACUAUCCCGACACGAGCAGGGUCCACGCGACCUAUAGCUCGCCCUCGCCCUAUGUACAUUACGAGAGGUACGUCGAUUUGGCGAGGCAACGCCAGAGGGCCGAGCGCCUCAAGCCGCCCCCGCCACAGUCGCCGCAACGUAUCGAUUAUUAUCAACCCUGCUUGGAUCCCGAUCAACCGAGUAUCAUUUAUAGCCCCCUCAACGAGGGCUGGUAUGGCGAAGUGAAUCCAGGCUACGUGAACGAGGCCCAGAGCGUCGCCGGAUCGCGCAAGUCCCUGUCGAUGCGGCCCGUCCUGCUGGUCUCGGGGCCGCCACCGCCGCCUCCCGAGCAGGACCGCUACAGCGAGCUGUCGCGCGGCAAGUCGCACUCGCAUCAUUCGCUGUUCGCCGCCGGGCCUCAUCCCUCGGCCAUGCAUCAUCAUCAUCACACCAACACCCUCAACCACUCGCAGCACAAUUAUCAACUGUGAUGAUCGCGAGGACGAGCAUCUCGCAAAGACUGCAGAUCGUUUGGGAUUGUCGAGCUCUCGGCUUACUCGCGACUUUUCGCGUUAGUGGCCACGCUCUCCUCCCCUAGUUUUUAUUACUGAUAAAUACGUAUUUAUUCGUUGUAUAUUUACAGAAUUCAAUCGUGUAGGAUUCACGAUGCCACUUGUUCAUGUACGAUUACUAACAGUCUGUGUAUUGUGUUGACAAGGGCCUUUGCGCUCGAUCGCGUGACUAAUUUUUGUAAUCGCGCCUAGUUCUUACGUAACUACUUCUCUUUUAGCUUUCCCAAUGAUAUCAGAUAUAAUCGUUCUACGCCGAAAGUGCGACUCUUAAUUGAUUUUCCCCCUCUCCUGCUCGAGAGACUACGCUCGAGAUUACUGGCUGCAGCGGGGAAAAUUGCAAAAGUGCCUACGAAUGAUUGAUGAGCGGUUAUGAGAUAAUCCUUUUAAUCAAAAGCUUUUCACCACACAAAAGUUUGUUGAAAUUUAAAUGUUGAAUUUUAAAUUUGAGAUUUAAAUUUGCAAAAAUUUUUUUGAAAAGUUUCCAAAACUUCGAGCUAAGCACUUUUUGUUGAAAUUUGCCACAACGUGCAUGUCCGUUUGCUCCAAGUCCGCACACGAGACUUGAUAUUAUUUGUAUUUUAUUGAGACUUUGAGUAAAUGAUGUGUUAAGCGCCUGCUUUUUUUUGAGUAUGUGUAUGAUUACAGUUUAUUAUUUUGUAAGUGUAUUUAUUAAUGCAUCAGUGUUAUUCCGUCGAUAUAUAUAUGUAUAUUUAAUAUGUUUACAUAUAAUGUACACAUAUGCACAUAUAUUCAAAUAUACAUAUGAUAUAUUCGAUAAAAUCUGUCAUACAAAUAAGACAAAAGAAAAUAUAAUCGAAAAUUUUGUUUAAAAAAAUGAAAUGACAAACCAA